Molecule: messenger RNA, 1845 nt
Organism: Nestor notabilis (Kea)
Lineage: Eukaryota; Metazoa; Chordata; Aves; Psittaciformes; Psittacidae
Product: probable cation-transporting ATPase 13A5
Exons: 16
Biological process (GO): polyamine transmembrane transport; intracellular calcium ion homeostasis
Cellular component (GO): late endosome membrane
Molecular function (GO): ATP hydrolysis activity; P-type transmembrane transporter activity; polyamine transmembrane transporter activity
Source: RefSeq, a predicted model, not a curated record
GCUCCCAUGGAAGGAACAGCAAUCCUACAUCAAUUCCCAUUUUCUUCUGCGCUGCAGAGAAUGUCUGUUGUUUCACAGAAGAUAGGAGAGGAACAGUAUGACCUGCACAUGCAAGGAGCACCAGAAACAGUGUCCAGCUUUUGCAGACAAGAAACAGUCCCAGCUAAUUUCUUAAAGGAGCUUAAGACAUACACAAGCCAAAGCUUCAGAGUCAUUGCCCUAGCCCAUAAAGUGCUAAACCCAGGAAAGGAUGUAGACAUGAGCAACCUGGAAAGAUAAGAGGAUGCAGAGUCUGAGCUGGAGUUCCUGGGCCUCCUGGUGAUGGAGAACCUCCUGAAGCAGGAGACAAAGCCUGUGGUACAGCAGCUAGCUGCCGCCCGCAUCAGGAGUGUUAUGAUCACAGCAGAUAACUUGCAGACAGUUGUCAUGGUGGUCAGGACUGUAGGUAUGAUUCACACAGGCAGGAAAUUCAUCCUUGUUGAAGCAAAUGAACCAGAGGGUUCCAAUCCUGCUUCCAUUGCCUGGCAAUUAGCAGAAGAUUGCAGAGCAAACACAGCUGUUCCCCAUGAAGUACAUACUAAUACUGAGGAAAAGAUCACCUUGGAAGAAGAAACCUGCAACUAUCAUUUUGCAAUGAACGGAAAGUCCUAUCAGGUUAUUAUAAAGCACUUCUACAGCUUGCUGCCAAAAAUACCGGUGAAUGCAACUGUCUUUGCUAGGAUGUCUCCUGGCCAGAAGUUCAGCCUUGUUGAAGAGUUUCAGAAACUCGAUUACUACGUGGGUAUGUGUGGUGAUGGCGCCAAUGACUGCGGGGCUUUGAAAAUGGCUCAUGCAGGGAUAUCACUGUCAGAGCAGGAGACAUCCAUGGCCUCGUCUUUCACCUCCCAAAUCCCCAACAUCCAGUGUGUGCCAGAGUUGAUCAGAUGAGUUGGCUGGGUGCUGCCCUGGGAAGGUCAAGCAGCUUCGGUUGCUUCCUUCACUGUGGUUAAAUACUUGACCCUUUAUGACCUUAUUCAGUUUGUUGGUACCACUCUGCUGGUUUGGCAACUGCAAAUCUUUGGGAAUCAACAGUAUUUGAUACAAGAUGCCGUCAUUACCCUUCUGGUUUGCCUAACAAUUAAUUUGACUGAAGCCUAUCCAAAGCUUGCACCUUAUCACCCUCCUGGCCAGCUCAUCUCUCCUCCAUUGCUGCUCUCCACUAUCCUCAAGGUGUGCUUUACUUUAAUCAUGCAAACCUGUGGCUUCCUCCUGGUGAAGCAGCAGCCGUGGUAUGUAGCACUGGAUAGCCAGAGACACUGCUCUCCAGGGAACCAGACCAUGUCCCACAGCAGCCCAGGGGGAAACAGUACCAGCAGCGGUACCCAGAGCAAUGUACUCAGUUAUGAAGACACUAUGCUGUGGCCACUGUCUUCUAUCAAUUGCAUCGUUGUGGCCUUUGUCUUUUCCAAGGGAAAGCCAUUCCGGAAGCCCACCAAUUGAAACUAUAUAUUUUCAGUGCUCUUGGCCCUCCAGCUUUCAGUCUGCCUCUUCCUCUUCUUCGCAGACAUUGAUGCUGUGUACAGUGGAAUGCAGUUUCUUUUCACUCCUCUCAUCUGUAGAGUUUAUGUCUUAGUAAUGCUCUUGGUCACCUUUUGUGUUUCUUUAUUUACAGAGGACAUUAUCUUGCAGAACAAGCACCUCUGGCUGCUAUUUAAAGCCUGGUUUGGGUACCAGUCAAACAGACAGUACCGAAAAUGGCAGAGGAUGCUGCGGAGGGAUCCUAACUGGCCUCCUGUAAACACAGAAGACUUCACAGCAAAAAGCACAGAUGAGAUUUACACCUAUGAACACAGUGACAAGGAUUAG